Molecule: messenger RNA, 702 nt
Organism: Radiomyces spectabilis
Lineage: Eukaryota; Fungi; Mucoromycota; Mucoromycetes; Mucorales; Radiomycetaceae
Exons: 5
Coding region: 1-702 (233 amino acids)
Source: RefSeq, a predicted model, not a curated record
AUGUUCCGUUGGUCAAGCCAGAUGGAGCUUAAAAACAGAAAGCAGGCUGGUAUUCAACAGCUAUAUGACGAACUCAAAGGGACGCCGCCCAGUGUGCCCUCCAUGGAGGCUUUCAAGACUUAUAUUGAGUCCCUUAGUCGCAUCCACAACAGUUUACAUGUUUUCAAUUGUGGCUAUCGUCAUCGGGAAAAACGUGCGUUACUGUAUUCCCAAAGACAAAUGGUUCAGGACAAGAUGGCGGACACUCUCCUCGGCGACCCUGCCGAAUCAAAAAUUGCCCCACAGUGGGUGUACAAACACUCUCGAAAAAGCCGCCGCCGCCGCCGCCGAAGAAAAGCCCGCAAGAAUGAGCACAGGCCCGAGGGUCAAGCGAUAGUGGCAUUUGGGGACGCGGAUUUGAAACCGAUGAAACGACAUGCGCCCGUCCCGAUCAAGGGGUUCCGGAAAGUCCUUGCUCGAAAAGCACUGGUAAUGUGCGUUGACGAAUAUCGAACCAGCAAGGUGUGCAAUCGGUGCGAUUCGGAGACUAUGGAAGUACGGGAUGACCAGAUCCUCGUAUGCAGCCACAAGAAAAAGACUUUCAAACGUAAAAAUGUCGACAAAAGGCCUCGAAGCCGAUGUCUAGAUGACGAGGGAACGUUAUUUCCUAUUCAUCAGUUUGUAAUCAAAGAAGAACUGCAGGCAAGUCAUUUUGCUUAUUGA